UCUAAGAUCAGUGCAAGUCUGUCAACGCGAACCGCGAGAUCAUCAAUCAACACUCAGUUACUUUUCAGUCAAGGAGUCAAAUAUCAAAACUCAAUCACCAUGAAAUUCAUUCUUUUGACCGUAUUUGUUUGCCUGGUUGUGUGCUUCAUGGCCGUCAGUGCUAAGCCUUUGGAGGAGGCCAUUCCUGAGGGUAUUGAAGGACCUGGCAAUGAGCCCAUCAACCCAACCGACGAUCAGUCCUUCCUGCUGAAGCUCAAGCUGCUGAAGAAGCUCCUCUUCCUGGGUUAAAUGCCAACAGCAAAUGGACUUAAUUAGCAUAUUUUGUGUUU
Messenger RNA from Drosophila arizonae, 329 nucleotides. RefSeq lists its product as uncharacterized. NCBI's taxonomy places the organism in Eukaryota, Metazoa, Arthropoda, Insecta, Diptera, Drosophilidae. The record is from RefSeq and is a predicted model, not a curated record.